Mizuhopecten yessoensis (Yesso scallop) is the source of this 1068-nucleotide messenger RNA. RefSeq lists its product as uncharacterized. The transcript has 2 exons. Gene Ontology annotation, cellular component: membrane. Gene Ontology annotation, molecular function: proton channel activity. The annotation marks the transcript as partial. The record is from RefSeq and is a predicted model, not a curated record. Gene Ontology annotation, biological process: proton transmembrane transport. Lineage: Eukaryota; Metazoa; Mollusca; Bivalvia; Pectinida; Pectinidae.
UACAUUUUUAUCUUUAGUAAAUAUAAUUCCUUCUUACAUCGUCAUACUGCGAUUAAGCCCACAUUGGACAGCUGGGUGUGUGAGGAAAUCAUAACUUGUUGUAACAAAACAUUGCUGAUAUUUGUUGAAACAAUACUCUUUACAAUGAAAAGGAAAAUCUUGGCCUUACUUCGAGCAUUCUUUGUUAUACCAUUUAUGGCAGGAACCAGACGAAACAGUUCCGGUUCGUUCCGCUUCUAUGAUUGUAGCACUUCAUCCAUAAUCAUGUUCCUGCUACUUCUUGCAUCGAUAAUCGUCUUCACCGGAAGUCUUUCAAUCGAAAGUGGAGCAAUGCAGCGUGUGCAAGUAAUUAAAGUGUUUUUGAUACUCACUGACACAACCGGUAUUGUAAUGUGUGCUCUGAUUGGUCACCUUAUCUACAAGAACGGUGUUCCAUCUACCGAGUCGUCGGGAUCUCAAAGUAUCAAACCAAAGUAUAUACAACUGGGCUUCGUUUGGCUGUUUGCAAUAUUGUCAUCAGUAUUCUUCUGUUUUAAAGCUGCUGUCGAGAUGCAGUGCUGGAAUUCCUUCUCUCCGACGCAGAUUGCUGAUUCCAUUCUCCGGGUUAUAUUAAUCUUAAGCCAAUCCGCAGUACUGCGAUAUCUUCAAUCAUACAAAAUAGAAGGAAUAUCGUUAACAAAAUAUGCAAUACGAGUUUUAAUUGGUGUCAAUGUUUGUCUUUGGGUAAACACAUUCAUCCGUGACAAAACAUUAUUGAACAAAAAUACUCCAACGGAUCAUCAACAUAACAUUUCCGAUUGGAUAGAGUGUGCUCUAAAUUCUACAUCCGGGUUACUUUACUAUAAGUCGAAGAAAUUCCUUCUUCCGGCUUGUGUGGAGUUUAUGUUAUUGUGCAUUACUUUGCUGACUGAAAUCAGUUCUCUGCCUUCCUCAGAUAAUGAGACCAUCGAAGAAAUGGAUGAGAAACAUAGCGACGAAAAUUCACUGAACAUUGGGUAUGAAGAAAACACUCCUCUUUUACCAACAGUGGCUCAGAACAACAGGCAUGUUGUUAGGUCAUCAAUAUAC